Molecule: messenger RNA, 1131 nt
Organism: Purpureocillium lilacinum
Lineage: Eukaryota; Fungi; Ascomycota; Sordariomycetes; Hypocreales; Ophiocordycipitaceae
Source: RefSeq, a predicted model, not a curated record
AUGAAUGUCCGCCCGCCCAUAGAGACAUCCAACCCGACGGCAGUCCUAUCCGUCUCCUUCAACAAUGACUCUAGCUGCUUCGCCGCCGGCCUCGAGUCUGGCAUCUGCAUCUUUCACACAAAAUCAUGCCUGCUCAAGGCAUCCAGAGAUUUCAAUGCCGGCAUUGGCCUCGUUGAGAUGAUGGGCAUGGCCAACUAUCUCGCCCUCGUAGGAGGCGGCAAGUCUCCCAAGUUCGCCAUGAACAAGGCCAUCAUCUGGGAUGACAUGAAAGGCAAGGUUGCUCUUGAAAUCACCGCCCUCAGCUCCGUCCGUGGGGUGCAGCUCGGCCGCGAGCGCGUCGUCGUCGUGCUCCAAAACAGCGUCCGCAUCUACUCCUUCGCCAAGCCGCCCACCCUGUUGCACGUCUAUGAGACGGCCGACAACUACCGGGGACUAUGCUGUCUCUCCGACAAAAAGGUCGCGUUUCCAGGCCGCACCAUCGGCCAGAUCCAGCUCGUCGACCUUGCCACCGGCAACGUCAGCAUCAUCCCCGCGCACUCCUCCGCCCUCAAGGCCAUCCAGCUGAGCCCCGACGGCGAGCUUCUCGCCAGCGCCAGCGAGACGGGCACGCUCAUUCGUGUGUACUCGACCGGUAACUGCGCGAGAGUAGCCGAAUUGCGGCGCGGCAUCGACCCUGCCACCAUCUUCUCCCUAGCCUUCUCGCCGUCCGGCGGCAUGCUGGCCUGCACCUCGGACAAGUCCACCCUCCACAUCUUCGACGUGCCGAACCCGCGGCGACUGUCUGUGCACAGGAGCCAGCAACUUGGGGGCGACGCCGAAGCGGGGAAAUGGGGCAUCUUGGGAAGAAUACCCCUGAUGCCGCGUGUCUUCUCCGACGUGUACUCCUUUACCUCGGCUCCGUUUGAGGCAGGCGACGAGUCCAUGAUUGGAGGCAUCCCCUUCUCGGAAGGAACCGUUCUAGGCACGACCCGCCCGCCCAAGGGUGUCAUCGGCUGGGUAGCAGAGGACAGUCUCGUCAUCGUCGGCGCAGGACAGGAUGCGCGGUGGGAGAAGUUUGUGCUCGUCGACGGCGAGGAUGGAAAGCGACAUUGUGUCCGCGAAGGCUGGAAGCGAUACCUGGGGAACACAUGA